Molecule: messenger RNA, 342 nt
Organism: Dothidotthia symphoricarpi CBS 119687
Lineage: Eukaryota; Fungi; Ascomycota; Dothideomycetes; Pleosporales; Dothidotthiaceae
Exons: 1
Coding region: 1-342 (113 amino acids)
Source: RefSeq, a predicted model, not a curated record
AUGCCAAAUAUGGGCCUUCGUGGGGUAUAUGAAUCAGCUCUGCGCUUUUGCUUCAGAGCGCGAUAUCUCGAUCCACUAGAUCAUGAUGCUGGGGAAGUGAGGAGUCGAGUGGAUGUGUCAGCGGUUGGUGUGAUGCAGGCACCUUCUAAUCUUCCACCGCGGCUGGCACUUACGAUCGAGGCCUCAAGCGUGACCAAGCAACACAUAGCUACUGCCACACACGAGCCAGCAAUGGGCGCACCUUCCGAGUCUCGAUCUGGACGUACGCGCUCGCCUGCGGAUAUAGCCGCGCAGUCGCGACGCCUCCUAGACCUUCGCAGCGAAAACCAGAUUCUGCUUUAG